UUAUCUUGACACGAACGAGAACAAUAAUAAUACGCCACCUGACCCGUUUCAUUUAGUUGAGGAGUUAAAGGAUAAUGUUAAUGAUUUUAUUCCGGUAAAUUGAAUCGAAAAGGUGCUGGUGUGACAAUUUUUGAGCAAACGGGAGAGUACCAAUUAACAACAAUGCAGAUUAUAUCUUAUUUUGUUAUGUCAGUAUUUUUAACAACCGUUUCAGCAUCGAGAAUAAAGUUGUCGGCGUUCCGUCCACAAUAUCAAAAGUCUUCGUCACGAUUAGAAGUCCGCAAACGUGCCAGUGUUGUCGACAAGGCAAACAUCGCAAUUCAUCGGGUUGAAUCAUAUCUUAAUGAACAUGACCCACUUGUUACAGAAGAGGUGACAGGGUUGUUUAAUAUGUUUGACAUCGCAUACCUAACGACGUACGGAUUGUCAGACUUUACUGCAGAUUUUGCCGUGGACAACACAGGAUUUAUUAGGGGAAUGUUUUCGUUCGAUCUUAUAAACAUGCACGGGUCAAAUCUGACAGCCAAAAUGGAUGACCAUCCUUAUCUACACAUGAGCUCAAUGAAUAUCGAAUUAGAAGGCUUAACACUAAAAGUAACUGGAUACUUCGAUGGGUAUAGUAAGAAAUUCACUCAGCUUUCUGUUUCACCACAAAUAGAAAAUUUGGCUGGAAACUUUACGGUGGAUAUUCGAAGUAUUUUAACAUUGCAAGAUUUCAACGACGUAAGCGAAAAAGAUCAGCGGGAAUAUGGCAAAUUUUUGAUGGAUGCCCUCAAUAUUAUCUCUUUGGCAGAGUAUAUGUAGCGAUACUAUGUAUUAAUCACUUAAAUCAAUCAUUUAAAUUGUUAUUCAAUUAUAUUUAAAAGGUUUGUAGUUGAAAUAAACCGUAACAAAUUA
This is a messenger RNA of Agrilus planipennis (emerald ash borer), 897 nucleotides long. RefSeq lists its product as uncharacterized. The record is from RefSeq and is a predicted model, not a curated record. The coding region runs from base 163 to 804 and encodes 213 amino acids. The transcript has 6 exons. NCBI's taxonomy places the organism in Eukaryota, Metazoa, Arthropoda, Insecta, Coleoptera, Buprestidae.